This is a messenger RNA of Cantharellus anzutake, 150 nucleotides long. RefSeq lists its product as uncharacterized. The transcript has a single exon. The record is from RefSeq and is a predicted model, not a curated record. Lineage: Eukaryota; Fungi; Basidiomycota; Agaricomycetes; Cantharellales; Hydnaceae. The annotation marks the transcript as partial.
GACCUCUGGAAGGAAGUAAUGUCAGGGAUGUAUGACAUUAUAGGAUGUGCCCCAGAAAGAAUAAACACACUCGCCUUGCUUGGGUCUAGGAUCUUCAAAAAUAAAUUGGGAUUCUGUGUGAUUGAUGAAGCUCACCUAGUCAUACCUUGG